This is a messenger RNA of Glarea lozoyensis ATCC 20868, 1266 nucleotides long. RefSeq names its product FabD/lysophospholipase-like protein. The record is from RefSeq and is a predicted model, not a curated record. The transcript is spliced from 2 exons. NCBI's taxonomy places the organism in Eukaryota, Fungi, Ascomycota, Leotiomycetes, Helotiales, Helotiaceae. Gene Ontology annotation, molecular function: [acyl-carrier-protein] S-malonyltransferase activity. Gene Ontology annotation, biological process: fatty acid biosynthetic process. Gene Ontology annotation, cellular component: mitochondrion. The coding region runs from base 1 to 1266 and encodes 421 amino acids.
AUGAGGAGCCUUGCCACUGGCUUGCCAAAGCGAUGUAGAUAUGCGCCUCGAAGACAACUCCCCAGGGAGGUGUCUCACGGAACCUGCCUGACGCGACAGCAACCCAUCAGCAACCACAUACAGGUACGGCAUGCUUCAACCAAGCCUCAUCGGCCUCGGACAGCCAUAUUCUUUCCCGGCCAGGGAGUUCAAAGAGUUGGCAUGCUCACACCAUGGCUAGAAGCAUUUCCUGCGACUGCAAAGCCGGCUGUUGAAGAGAUUGACCAUCUCCUGGGUUACAAACUCUCCACUAUCAUUGAGGAGGGUCCCAAUAGUCUCCUUACUGCGACCGGCAAUGCACAACCUGCUAUCAUGGCCUCUUCCCUUUUGAUACUCCGAAUAUUGGAACGCGAAUUUGGGUUUCAGACGGCGGAGCGGGUAGACGUGACAUUAGGGCACUCGUUAGGCGAGUUCGCUGCUCUAGUUGCUGGGGGCUUUGUACAAUUUGAGGACAGCUUGUACUUGGUACGCAAGAGAGCGGAACUUAUGGCGGAAAGUUCACAGAAAGCGCGAGAGGAAUUCGGCGGGGAUUAUGGGAUGAUAGCUCUGGUCACGGAGCCGAAUCAUUUGGCGUCCUUGAUCGAUUCGAUACACGAAUUUCUAGGUUAUCACAGCGCAGGAUCCAAGUCAGAAAGCGCGUUGGAUGUGCCGCCGAUUCAGCAAGUUCUGAUUGCAAACAUUAACAGCAAGAAUCAGAUUGUCCUUAGUGGAAACAUUGCGGCAAUUAAGCAACUUUUAACACAUAUCCGACAGUUCGGAGGACACGAUCCAAGAGCUGUACGAUUAAAGAGUGACAGUCCAUUCCACAGUCCGCUGAUGAAACCAGCGGCAACCGCCAUGAGAAAGCUACUAGAUGGUAAAAGCAGAGUCAAGGGUAAAGAAGAUCAAGACAUUGUUACAUUCCCGGGAAAGAUGGAAUGUAUCAGCAAUGUUAGUGCUAGGCCUUUCACGGGUGCAGAAGACCUCAAAGACCUUUGGGCAAGGCAAUGUGUAGAGACCGUUCGCUGGUGGGAUUCGAUAAAGUACCUUGAUCAGGAGCAGAAAGUUCGUCGAUGGAUAGGAAUAGGACCGGGAAAGGUUGGUAGAAAUUUAGUCGGAAAAGAGGUUGGGAUGCGGGGACGAGACGUAGUAAAGGGCGGAGGUGUAUGGGGUAUCAGCGAUCCGAAAGAGAUCGAGGAGAUGCUGAAAGCUCUCGAUGACACGGAGAAUAUUAGAGAUGAUGAGUAG